AUGGCCAACGGCAUCGAAUCUCCCGCUAUCCCUCCCAAGGGUGACACCUCUUGGAAGAUCACCAACAAGAUUGCAAAGGCCGAAAAGGAAGGCCGCAUCUGGUGGAGUUUCGAAUACUUCCCUCCUCGUACUGCUCAGGGUCUCACCAACCUCUAUGACCGUAUUGAGCGCAUGGCCGACCUCGGCCCCGAGUUCGUCGACAUCACCUGGAAUGCAGGUGGGCGAACCUCGGAUCUUACCGCUUCGCUAGUCAAAACCGUUCACACCUACAUCGGUCUUGAGACAUGUAUGCACCUUACCUGCACCAACAUGCCUCGCGAGAAGAUCGACAGGGCGCUCAAGGAGGCCAAGCAGUUUGGUUGCCGUAACAUUCUUGCCCUUCGAGGCGACCCUCCUGCAGGUCAGUCUGAGUGGGAGCCUCACGCUGCCGGCUUCACCCGAGCCAAGGAGCUCGUAGAGUAUAUCCGUCAGCAAUACGGAGACUACUUUGCCAUCGCUGUUGCUGCUUUCCCCGAGGGUCACCCUGAGGCCUUCCAUGGUCCCGGCAAGGAGCUCGAGCGUCUCAAGGAGAAGAUCGACGCUGGCGCUGACUUCAUCUUUACACAGAUGUUCUACGACUUUGACAUCUUUGCCAAGUGGCUCAAGGAGGUUCGUGCUGCUGGCAUCAACUGCCCCAUCAUCCCCGGUGUCAUGCCCAUCCAGACCUACGGUGGUUUCCAGCGCGCCACUGCUCGCUUCGGCACCCUUGUGCCCCAGUACUUCCAUGAUGCCCUCGACCCAGUCAAGGAUGACGACCAGAAGGUACGAGACGUCGGCACUCGCCUCGUUGGUGAGAUGUGCAAGAAGAUCGUCGGCUCUGGUCUCGGCAUCAGCGGUCUUCACAUCUACACCAUGAACCUCGAGAAGGGCUCGCGCAUGCUCCUCGACUACCUUGGCCUCACUCCCUCCGUCAACCAGGUCAGUCCACUUCCAUGGACACCAAGCCUUACUCCCAAGAGGCGAGAUGAGAAGAUUCGUCCCAUCUUCUGGGCCAACCGUGCCAAGAGUUACGUCAACCGUACCGAAACCUGGGAUGAGUUCCCCAACGGUCGAUGGGGCGACGCUCGUUCGCCCGCUUACGGCGAUGUUGACGCUUACGGUGUCAAGUUGAGAUACUCGAAUCAAGAGGCCAAGCAGAUGUGGGGUAAUCCCACCAGUCUUGAGGAUGUCAAGGCGCUCUUCCAAAACUUCUGUGCGGGUCAGGUCAAGGCACUUCCAUGGUCCGAGACGCCUGUUGCGCGCGAGACUUCGGUGAUCAGUGACAAGCUCACCAAGAUGAACGAGCUCGGUUUCUUGACAAUCAACUCCCAGCCUGCUGUCGACGGUGCUCGUAGCGACGACAAGGUUCAUGGCUGGGGUCCCAAGAACGGCUACGUCUACCAGAAAGCUUACCUCGAGUUUUUCGUCUCUCCAGAGCAUCUCGAUGCCUUGAUCGCCAGAAUUGAGGCAGACCCGCAAAUCACCUACCACGCCGUCAACUCACAGGGUGACAUGCGUACCAACACCAACUCGGAGGCUCCUAACGCUGUCACCUGGGGUGUCUUCCCGCACUGCGAGAUCAUCCAGCCUACCAUUGUCGAGUCGAUCUCCUUUUUGGCGUGGAAGGAUGAGGCCUAUGAGAUCGGACGCAACUGGGCCAAGGUGUACGAACCCUCUUCGCCAUCGCGCAAGUACCUCGAGGAGAUGUUCAAGAGGUACUUCCUAGUCAAUGUUGUUCACAAUGACUUCAAGGCUGCCGACGCCAUUUUCGAGCCUUUCUUGAAUGCCGCCAAGACUGCAGCUGUCAACGGCUCGCUUUCUAGCAUCGGCUCGACUGUCGCUGAUGCCGCUGGCCAUGUCACCAAUUCGAUCUCUUCGCUGACCAACGGCCUUUCGAACGGACACACUGCCGCACCUGCACCGGCAGCAUAA
Molecule: messenger RNA, 1950 nt
Organism: Ustilago hordei
Lineage: Eukaryota; Fungi; Basidiomycota; Ustilaginomycetes; Ustilaginales; Ustilaginaceae
Product: putative MET13 - putative methylene tetrahydrofolate reductase
Exons: 1
Coding region: 1-1950 (649 amino acids)
Biological process (GO): tetrahydrofolate interconversion
Cellular component (GO): cytosol
Molecular function (GO): methylenetetrahydrofolate reductase [NAD(P)H] activity; FAD binding
Source: RefSeq, a predicted model, not a curated record